ACACACGCAACUGAAUGUUGAUUAUUUUCAGGGAGUUUUUCUCACAAAAUAUUGCCUCUAACUCCACAUUUCCAAGGUUAUUAGUGAGAACAAUAUUUGAAUUAUCAAGAAGACUUUUACCAAGAGCUGGUUGCCUUCCGUGCCGUGCUGUAUUUAUUUCUGAAAUGUCCACGUGCUCAGAUUCAGAUCGGAGCAAUGGCGACCACUUCAAUGGUUCUUCUAACUUGAAAAGACAGCUCGAUCAAGAAGAYGAGAACGGAAAAAUUCACCAGGAAAAGAAAAUAAAGACUGAAUCACUAGAAGGCGUGAUAUCUGAGCGUGAARAUAACGCACUGKCYACGCAAACAUUGGAAAAUAUAAGUCAGGAUGUAGGACAACUUGAGAACUUAGGAGAUAAAACCGCUCAAGGAGAAAAAGAAUUAGUCGAAAGCGAUAAUGUAGAGGCUAAGACCGAGACAGACCAAACAAGUGUUGAGACUGAGUCAGAACGAGUAAGAGAAAACAAUCUUCCAAGAAAAAGGAAGUGUGCUCUGCUGUUGUCGUAUUGUGGCRCUGGUUAUAAUGGCAUGCAAAUGAAUCCAGGUGUUAAUACAAUAGAAGAGGAACUUGUAAAUGCAUUAUAUAAAGCUGGUGCUAUCACGCUAGAUUGUAAAACAAAUCCUAGAAAGAUGUCAUUUCAACGAAGUGCACGGACUGACAAAGGUGUCUCUGCUGCAAAGCAAGUGGUUUCACUCAAGAUGAUACCAGCCAAGAGUCUUUUACCAAAGAUAAAUGAAUACCUUCCACCUGAAAUCAGAGUAUUUGAAAUGGUUAAAACAACUAAAGGAUUYGACUCAAAGCUUAACUGCUCAGCAAGAACUUAUGAAUAUCUCCUUCCAACGUUUGCUUUUGCCAAAGAUUAUGUAAGUUUAUCAAUUGUAAUCUUUGAUCCAAGUGCCAAGCGCUACAUUUUAAGUUUUAAAUGCAACAAACCCUUCAUCAAAGAUGAUAGAGAAUUCAUAGUUUUAACUUUUUUUGGACAGAGUUUUGUUCAUUUUGAUGCUUACAAUAAAAAGUUUGGAUCAGAUGGCUUUCAUGAUCCUCUAAAUUGGGUCAACACUGAGGAAGAGGUUAAUCAAUUCAAAGCACAAUUCAUCCACAACCAUAUGAUUGAGACAGAAAUCAAGGACAGUGUAAUGAUGCGCUGGUUGAAUACUUUACCUGGCCAUACAUAUAGUAAUGCAGGAAUGGAAGAGAUAGGAACAAUUACUCGACCAAUGCCCAAUGARGAUGAGACCCAAAACAUUCAAGAUGGCGUGACACCACCUGUUGCUGAGGAGAGUACAUGACAUUGUCACUAUGUUAACAUAUUGUAGGACACUCAUAGCUAAUGUGACUGGUUUGAAUUGGUUUAAAGAUAACAGAGCAUAGCAUAAUAUUACAUAACAAACAGAGAUAGCACAGUCAUGAUGUUGAAGUACUGUUCAAGUCUCUUCAAGCUGCACAUAUUUUUGACCAAGUCAGUUUGGAAAAUUCAUCCUUAAUAAAGACGUUGAACUU
Exaiptasia diaphana is the source of this 1539-nucleotide messenger RNA. RefSeq names its product tRNA pseudouridine synthase A-like. Gene Ontology annotation, molecular function: RNA binding; pseudouridine synthase activity. The transcript has 11 exons. NCBI's taxonomy places the organism in Eukaryota, Metazoa, Cnidaria, Anthozoa, Actiniaria, Aiptasiidae. The coding region runs from base 15 to 1328 and encodes 437 amino acids. Gene Ontology annotation, biological process: tRNA pseudouridine synthesis; mRNA pseudouridine synthesis. The record is from RefSeq and is a predicted model, not a curated record. Gene Ontology annotation, cellular component: nucleus.